This is a messenger RNA of Zasmidium cellare ATCC 36951, 678 nucleotides long. RefSeq lists its product as uncharacterized. NCBI's taxonomy places the organism in Eukaryota, Fungi, Ascomycota, Dothideomycetes, Mycosphaerellales, Mycosphaerellaceae. The transcript has a single exon. Gene Ontology annotation, molecular function: deaminase activity. The coding region runs from base 1 to 678 and encodes 225 amino acids. Gene Ontology annotation, biological process: purine ribonucleoside monophosphate biosynthetic process. The record is from RefSeq and is a predicted model, not a curated record.
AUGGCGGCCGUCGAGAGAGCCAGGAUUCAAGGCGAGCAAGAGUACGGAACCACUAUUUUCUGGAUCGUUGAUGCUGUUCGACAAUUUGGACUGGAAGAUGCGGCGGUCGUUCUCAGCAAGGCCGUAAAACUAAAAGAGACCAUGCCUUCCAUUGUUGGGAUUGGCAUUGGCGGUAACGAGGAAGCUGGACCUGUUGCCGACUUUGCGGAAUUCUUUGCGAGAGCCAAAAAGGCCGGUCUACGAGUCACGGCCCAUGCCGGUGAGGCUGUCCCAGCCUUUUCAAUCUGGGACGCGCUCUCUGCGGGGGCUGAACGCAUUGGUCACGGGCUGACGGCUGUAUCUGACCCUGAGCUGGUCAAAGUGCUCAAGCAACGACAAACUCCUCUGGAGCUGUGCGUGACAAGCAACGUCUGCACUGGUGGCAUUCCAUCUCCUCGAGAUCACCCGGUUCGAACCUAUUUUGACAACGGCCUCAUGAUCUCCCUUAACACUGAUGAUCCACCUAUGUUUCGAACGACGCUCCUGAACGAGUACGAGUUAGUGCAGAAGGAAUUCGGCUUCUCUGAUGAGGACAUGGUCAAGCUCGCAAGAAAUUCCGUCCAGUCGAGCUUUUUAACCGAGACGAGGAAGCGGAACUUGCUUCAUGAGCUCGACAACUUCUUGUCGAGCAAGACAUAG